Molecule: messenger RNA, 702 nt
Organism: Durotheca rogersii
Lineage: Eukaryota; Fungi; Ascomycota; Sordariomycetes; Xylariales; Xylariaceae
Exons: 4
Coding region: 1-702 (233 amino acids)
Source: RefSeq, a predicted model, not a curated record
AUGGUGUCGAUGAGCACAGCAAGGAAUCUUGAGAGGUUCAAGGCGAAACCCGCGGGCAUUAUCCUCUGGGUAGUGAUAGAAACUUAUAAAGACUACGUAGGACGAAAUCGAGAGGCCGAUUAUUCCUCCAGUCUGCUGGGGCUGGUUAGCGGGUUACACCAGUUCCUGUGUCUUGGUGAGCCAAGAUCCACCGAGAAAGACCUGCUGGAUCUCCGAGGCAAGGCCAUCUUCAUCACGGGGGUGAACGCAGAUCUAUGGAAGAAGAUCGCCUGGAUCAUCUAUUCUCGGAAUGCCAAGGUCUACAUGAUGGCGCGUUCUAAGGCGAGGACCCGAACGGCCAUAAAUACCAUUAGAGUCACGAUGCUUAAGUGUAGCGGGGAGUUGAUCUUUAUAUACUUGGGCUUGGCCGGCCUCACCACCAUGAAGUGCGUCGAGUGCCCGGAGAAGGGUUCUAAGACGGCACAGGGCUACGAGCUGCAGUUGGGGGUGAACUGCGUGGGACCGUUCGCACUCACGAAGCUGCUCACGCCAAUGCUUAUGGCGGCGGCGGCGGCCCCCGGAAACGUGAGGGUGGCGUGGAAGCAGUCAGGGGGAGAAUCAGUGAUCCUGCGCGACUUCGACGAGCGCCUGCCGGCGAUCACGACCAGCGGCGGCACGCUCGACCGCUGCGGCGCUAGCGAGCUUGGAAACUAUCCAAAAUGA